AUGUCCGUGCAAGCCAAAAUCCCACCUGCUGUGUGCAUGCUGCACAACUUUAUCCGCACACAUGACCCAUCCGACAUUGACGCCCCCAAUGAUAUUGACCUUCACAUUCCCACUCCCAAAAUUGAUAAUGGCGAACUUGCACAGAGCGCACCAACGGAGGCCGGUCGUGUUGCAGCAAACACCCAACAAGAUCGGAUUGCACGUGCCAUGUGGAUUGACUAUCAGCGAGAGUUGGCACUAGGUUAG
Serpula lacrymans var. lacrymans S7.9 is the source of this 246-nucleotide messenger RNA. RefSeq lists its product as uncharacterized. The record is from RefSeq and is a predicted model, not a curated record. NCBI's taxonomy places the organism in Eukaryota, Fungi, Basidiomycota, Agaricomycetes, Boletales, Serpulaceae. The coding region runs from base 1 to 246 and encodes 81 amino acids. The transcript is spliced from 2 exons.